UGUUCCUCAGGUCCAAAACACGUUCAGACACCGUUGGUUGUUUUCAGGUCUUCCACAGCGCAAGAAAACGAGCCGAAACGCCGCCCCGUCUAAGCUAACAUGCUAACAAGCUAGCUAACCAGCGAGCUGUGUAAAUAUAGCUAACUGGUUAGCGUGUUAAGAAUUAUCGCCAGCUGAAUUGAUUCGAAUUAGGUUAACAAGCUAUGCAUUCAUUGCUUUGCAUUUGGCCAAAUUAAUACACGCCUGUAAAUAUUCGUCGUUUAGGGAGUAAGCCGCUAAGUAUUGUGUUCGAUAGGAAAAUAAUAUCUAGUUAUCAGUGUUCCCGUAUCUGUUAUGGCUUCUCUCAACAAUAGCUAUCGAUAGCUCGCAACAAGCGAAAAAGCCUAAAUAUGACUGGGGAUAUUUACUCGUAAGUUAAAUGUAAAUGAAAGGUCUAGAACACCGUCGCCAUGGAGUCUGAGACCAACUCAUUCCGCGUGGAAUUCCCAGACUUCUCGUGUUCCAUCCUGCAGAAGCUGAACCAGCAGCGGCAGCUGGGCCAGCUGUGCGACAUCACCGUGGUGAUCCAGGGCCGGCACUACCGGGCGCACCGGGCCGUGCUGGCGGCCAGCUCGCCGUACUUCUGCGACCAGGUGCUGCUGAAGAACAGCAUGCGCGUGGUGCUGCCCGACGUCAUGCACCACUGCGUGUUCGAGGGCCUGCUCCAGUCCUGCUACACGGGGAGCCUGCAGCUGCCCGCGGGCGAGGUGGUGGGGUACCUGACGGCCGCCAGCUUCCUGCAGAUGUGGCACGUGGUGGACAAGUGCACCGAGCUGCUGGGUGGCCAGCGGUCCUGCUCCGGCAGCGACCGCGACCGCCUGUCCCCCGGCGACGGCAACGACGACGACAGCGCCAGCGAGGGCCUGGAGGCGGAGCCGCACGGGGAGUUCCUCCCCGACCCCAGAGACGGCGGGGGGGAGACGGACCGGCCCACGGAGAACGGCUCGCCCGCGACGUCGUCGGAGCAGGGGGGCGGGGAGGACGGCGAAGGGGGCGGGGCCGGGGCGGGGUUCCAGUACGCCCGGCCUGCUUACAUCCAGCCCAGCAUCAUGUCCCACCGCAGGUGGAUCCAGGUGAAGGCGGAGCGGCUGGAGCAGGAGGGCUGCCAGGGCUUCUCAGGGGCGGGGGACCCUGAGGGAGCUCACGAUCCAGACUCGGGGGACCUGAGCCAGGCCUCCCCCGCCUUCGGUGCUGACCUGGAGGAGAAACUGGGCGGCAGGCCGGAGGAGCCCCUGGACUUCUAUGGAGCCUCCAUGGAGGAGUUCGGCGGCGACCAGGCCGGGGGUCCCCUAGACGUUGACGCCCUCGAAGACGACCCGGAUGGAGACGGGGGCGGAGGAGCAGGAAGCGGGGUGGACGACGGGGCGGAUCCCGCGGCCGGCCUCCACGGGGAGGCCUCGCACCAGGGCCUGGGCUCGGUCUACAAGCUGUACCCGUGCCAGUGCGGGAAGAGCUUCACCCACAAGAGCCAGCGGGACCGGCACAUGAGCAUGCACCUGGGGCUGCGGCCCUACGGCUGCGCCGUCUGCGGCAAGCGCUUCAAGAUGAAGCACCACCUGGUCGGCCACGUCAAGAUCCACACGGGCAUCAAGCCCUACGAGUGCAGCGUCUGCAGCAAGAGGUUCAUGUGGCGGGACAGCUUCAACCGCCACGUGUCCUCGUGCACCCGAGCGCACCAGGCCCGACGUGCCUCCGGCGAGCAGCCCAACCAGAUCUGCUGAUCCAGGGACCCGGGGAACAGCCUAACCACCUGAUCUGCUGUGUCCACAUGGAACAGUUAAACCAGAUCUGCUGAUCCAGGAAAUCUUGUGUACAGCUCAACCCAAGCAGAUCCGUCGAUCCAGGAACCCAAGGAACAGCCUAACCACCUGAUCUGCUGAUCCGUGUGUCCACAUGGAACAGUUAAACCAGAUCUGCUGAUCCAGGAAACCUGUGGAACAGCGUAACAAUGAGAUCUGCUCAUCCAGGACUGUGGGAAACGGCUCAACAACCUGAUCUGCUGGUCUAGGAAAUCUGGGGAAUAGCAUAAUAAUGGAAUCUGCUGAUUCUGGACCCUGGGGAACAGCUUAAAGCCAGAUCUGAUGGUCCAGGUAUCCCUAGGAAACCAUUAAACCAGGUUUGCUGAUCUAGGAAACGUUGGGAACAGCCUAACAGUACGAUCUGUAAAUCCAGGACCCCGGGGGAACAGCUCAACAGCUGUUCCCCGUAAAUCCAGGACCCCGGGGAACAGCUCAACAGCAUGAUACGCUGAUCUAGGCUGAUCCUCUCAGAUUCCGCAUCACCAGACUGACCAACACACUGACCUCCACUGCAUUAACUUUUUAACCUCGGGCACAGGGACCUCAAUGUGUGCAAGUGCUAGCUGUGCAAGUAUGGUAGUGCUGGGAGAGAGAGGUUUCCUCAAUACUAUUAUGGGCGAAGCAACAGUGAAUCCACAACUUAUUUUCAAGCAAUCAAAAAGAUUUUUUUUUUCCCUCCAUGGCAACACGCAAUGAUUGGUGGAAAGCAGCGAUGCUGAUUGUGUGUAGUUCUUCUGCCCACUUUUGGUUUCACGGAGCCUCGGUCUGCUGUCACUACAGAAGCAAAGAUAUGGAGAUUUGUACAAAACUGCAAUAUGGCACCUCUUUGAAAUUUGUGUCUGGGCCUUUCUUCCUUUGUGUAUUUCCUGGUGACAUACUUGUUUUGUUUUUUGUUUGUUUUGUUUUUAUCUCUGCUUUUCCAAAUGCAUUUUUUCCUGAUCAAAACUUCAUCAUUCUGCUCUAAGACCCCACUUAAAGUUCACACAGUAGGUCUUGAUUGUUAAGGUCAGCUCUUUAGAACAGAUGGAAUUUAUUUCUUACUACCUUUUUAUAUUUAACAGGUGACUUCCACAAAGGAAACAAGAAAUUCAUACAUCUUUCCUUCUAUAAUUUUUUUUUAUUUUAAGUUAUUUUGGGUUUGGGUGAUGUUCUAAAAAAAUAUUUCAAUAAUAAAUUAAAAAUGUACAGUUGCAUGGUCUGAUCUUCAUCUAAGUCACAAUAGACAAACACAUUCUGCUUAAUAACACACAAUCUAAACAUUCUCCAUUCAGACUGGAAAAAGUACGUGAACCCCUUUAUCUAGUAACUGGCAGGACUUUAGCAGCAGUAACCCCCAACAAAUGUUUCCUAUAGCUGCCGAUCAGACUUGCACAUUGGUUAGGAGAAAGUUUAGACCAUUCCUCCUUACAAAACUGCUUGAAUAGCUCUCUUUAGGCCAUGCCACAACAUCUCAAUUGGGUUAAGGUCUGGACUGCGACGUGGUCAUUCUAAAACAUGAUUUUUAUUGUUUAAAUCAUUCUGUUGUUGAUUUAGUCAUGUGUUUUUGGUCAUUGCCAACUUCUGUUAAGCUUCAGGUGAUGGACCGCUACCCUGACAUUCUCCUGUAAAAUUUCUUAAUUUAAUUUUGAAUUCUUUGUUGCAUCAGUGCUUGCAAUCUGUUUAGGCCCUGAAGCAGAGCAGUCCCUAACCAUGAUGCUCUCUCCACCAUGCUUCACAUUUGGGAUGAGGUUUUGGUGUUGGCGAGCAGUUCCCUCCAAACAUAGCAUUGUGCAUUUCUGCAAAAAAAGUUCCACUUUUUUCCUCAUCCGUCCAUAGAACAUUGUCACAGAAGCGUUGUGGAACAUCCAGGUGGUCUUUCAGAAACUUGACACGUGCAACAAAAAAAAAACAUUUUCAGCAUUGCACGCUGCUGUCUUUUUGUGAUCUUUGCAGUAUGCCCACUCCUAGGGAGAGUAGCAACAGUACUGAAUUUCCUCCAUUUGUAGACAGUUUGUCUUAUUGUGGAUUGAUGAACACCCAGACCUUUAGAAAGGCCUUUGUUGUCUUUUCCAGCUUUAUGCAUCUCUACCAUUCUUCUUCUAAGGUCCUCUGAAAAUUGUUUUGUUCAGGGGGUGGUUCAUCUGAACAUGUGUGAGAAGAACAGAGUCUGUCAGUAACCAAAUUUUGUGUGCCUUUUUCAUAGGGCAGGGCUCUUCCAGACCACACCUCGAAUCUCAUCUCAUUGAUUGGAACACCUGACUCCAAUAACGUUUUGGGGUAGUCAUUAGCCUCACAUACUUUUUCCAACCUAGACUGUGAAUGUUUGAAUGAUGCAUUCAGUAUUGACAAGAAGAAGUACAGUUAUUCAUUUGGAAUUAGUAUAAGCUGAUUGUGUUAGUCUAUCAUUGUGACUUAGAUGAAGAUCAGACUACAUUUAAUGAGUAAUUAAUGCAAAAAUCCAGGUAAUUCCAAAGGGAUCACAAACUUUUUCUUGCAGUUAUACAGCUGCGAAAGUAAGACUGGGCACUUAGAGUGCUGACAUAACAUGGUCAGAUGUGCAUUAAGGCCAAGGGAAUUCAAAGGAUACGUAUGUAUUAAUUUUGUAUUUGGUAGUUGAUGGAAAUUUCUGAGUACAUGGAGAUUUCAGUAUUUUUUGGUUCUCACCAGGGUUAAAAAGCUCGGAAUAAGGCAGCUGUGAUGCUAUCUUACACAAACAAACAAAAAACAGAGGAGCUGUACCAAUCAUGGAGUACAUUGAUAAGAACUAGUACAACAACCCCAGUGGUGAUUGGUUGAUACUUUCUGGCUGCUCCUGACAAUUCAUACAGGGAUCUUGGAAGUAUAGCCAGGAAGUAUCCACAAAUCAUAUUUGGUGUUGUUCUGCUCAUCGUUAAGAGUAAGGUGACAUCACAGCCAUCUUACUCCUAUUUCAUUAUCUCUGGUUUUCACUAGAGUUAGCUGGACACCGGGGAGUGUCAUUCACACUCCUCAAAAGGAUAUUACCUCGUAUGUACACCUGCAGUUCUCCUGCAGUGUUUCUAUUUACAGGGUUUACACUGAAAUCAAGUUUAUAAAUUCCAUGACUUUCCAUGUCAUUUAAAUUUUAAGGACAAAUGUUAUGAUUUUCAGGGAUUUAUUAUUGGGCCAAUAGUUAGGGCUGCUUUGAGCUAUAGGGCUACUUUUUCAAGUUGGGCAGAAAUAGCUAAGCACAUCACUACUGCCAAGACCCACCAGUAACCGAUCACUUCUGUUUGUGGAUUUUUUUUUUGCUUGUUAAUGUACAGACUGUUUGGCCUCCCGGUAACAUUGCAGGACUAGAUAUUAAGUGACGUCAAGCUAGUGAGCUAGCAGAAAAGAAUGAUUUGCAUGUUUUAAUUGAGUUUCUUUAUUUGCCUGAUUUCUGUGUUUUAAGGACAGUAGAAUAUUUGAGCACUUUUCGUUGACUUUUACAUGACUUCUGGGCCGAACAUAUUUUCAAGGAUUUUCAAGGACUGUGGGAACCCUGUAUUUAACUUAAGUAAUAUGAAAGAGUUAUAUAUUUUAGCUUAUAAUAAUAGUGUUUAUAUUGGAGAUUUCAUGUGGUUAAAUCACUAUUUCAGGAUAAAUCAAGCAUACCCUUUACAUGGGUAUGUGACCAGUGGUUCAUUUUUGUGCCAGGAAGCAAUUGAAAUAAUGUUUGCUUUUGGCAGUACUUAAUGGUGUAAGAUCUCUUGACUGAGGUUUUCUAUCAGUAAUCGGUUACAGGUAUUAAACCUCAUUGUUUGUCUUUGAAUGAGGUGACUAGAUAUUUGCAGUAUCUUGAAAAGUGUAUAGCUGAAUAUGUAGUCAUAUAGGACACGUCCUUAAUACGUAUAUAUAUUUUUGGGUAGUUACCAUAAAACAUCUGAAAAGGGACAUUCUGUAAAUAAGAGUUUUGGGAAACAAAUACAUUUCUUUUUAUACAGAUAUAUAGCCAAUAUACACUGAAACAUGUUUACAUUUCAUCUUCGCUGAUGACUGUUUUAUACGAUUGAUUUUGUCACUCUUUCUUACAUUUUAGGGAAACUCUUUCUGCUGGUGUUUAAAUGGAGCCUUUAAAGGCCUUUACAGGCUGAAGGGUGGAUGAAACUUGAUUCAAUCUACAGGUUCACCUCUAAAACAAAGCCGCGCCUGCUACAGUUAAUCCGAAAGGAUGGUUUCUUUAAAAUAAAAUCAAAAUAAACUUCUCAGGUGAUCAACCCAAAGCCAACCUUACAGUGCUAAACUGACAGUGCGGAAACGCACAGAGUAUAAUGAUCCUGCCUUCGACACGCAAAAGCUUCUACGCAUGCAUGUUUAAACAUGUAGCGUAUCUGAUAGCCUGCUUCUGCCAUGAAGAUCUUUUACAUAGUUUUCAGCUCAGCUGGUUAUGGGUAACAGUUCCAAGGUUUAGACAUUUAGUCUGCGUUCACAGACCAUUACUGAUGUUAAUAUUUUAAAAUUCUGAGUAUUCUUUGGGUCCCAAGAUCAAAUGUACAAGUUAACAAAAUCCUAUUUCUUUCUUCCAAAAGCAACUAUGAAACUAGUUUUUUUACCUAAUAUCUCUACUUCUUAGUCUCUAUCUCUGUCUGCCUCAUUCACUCACACUUGAUUUCCUAGGCAGAAGCAUUAAUAAUUAUUUUAACAGCAUGAAAAGCAAUUAUAAGGCUACAAUCUUAUUGUUCUUCCGUUUUGUGUACAAGCUUGGAUAUGCUGAUCCAAGCGGUUGAGUAUUGAUAUUCCAAUAGCCGAAUUGAUAUUUGGCCUCAAGUGAUUAUGUUGGAAUUUUUUUAAUGUCAUAAUCGGCAGUAGAGGAAAGUGCUUUGAUUUAUUUUUUUUAAGUCUCACUUUUUAUUAAGUUCAAAACUACUCUUCAUGGACUGCUUAAUGGAAUGGUUUGGUUUUUCUGUAGGUACGUUAAAAAACAGACAAUCUUGUAAAGGUGAAUUUUGGGAGCUCGGUUUUGAUUUUAGGAAAAUGUUGGUAUAAAAAAAAUCUAAUUUUAAACUGUGCACUUAAGUUGUUAAAAGCACUGCAAAUAUUGUCUGUUGUGAGGUAUAGUGAGAGGGUGGUUAAUUAUCCAGAAGGAAGUGAUAUCAGGCUGGUCAGAUAUUGUUUGCAUGGAUUUUGUUUAAUGUAUGUUCCCUUUUUUGUCAUCCUUCACUUGUACCGUUGUCCACAAAUCUGUUAAUGUUUAAAUUAGAUACUUGUACGUUUCACAGGGAUUCUUGAACACGUAAUGUGUGGUUUAAAAUCAUGAGCAGACCGUUGUAAGAAGUUCCAGCUGGGGAGUUCAUUUAGAUUACAUUAAAAUAUGAAUAAAAAAACUAUUUUGAUUCUGUCAGUGUGACAGAAAUAGUUGACUAUAUAAAUGAAGGGUGUCAUGGAAAAUACAAGAUGACCCACAAAAAGCUAAUUGUUUAUUAAAAAAAAAGGUUAAAUGAAUACAUUGAGGAGCAUGGAGAAGCAGGUUUGCAGUGCUGUCCUGUAAGGUCAAUGGCAUUAAAACUACCUCAAAAUGAUCUUUGUCUGUCCUUUGUUAAAAUGGAGUCAAUAAAAAAGAAAAAAAUGGUUUGGCUUAUCGAGUUUUUCCAGGAUACUCCUCACACUGUGGCCGUUUAGAACCUUCUUCUUAUAGAAGAAAAUUGUUACGUUUUGUGCAAAUGUGAGUUUCAGCAAUAAAUGUGUCCUUGUUUCACCCUCA
Anguilla anguilla (European eel) is the source of this 7518-nucleotide messenger RNA. It is a transcript of the gene zbtb43, whose product is annotated as zinc finger and BTB domain containing 43. Bases 450 to 1760 code for a protein of 436 amino acids. The transcript is spliced from 2 exons. Lineage: Eukaryota; Metazoa; Chordata; Actinopteri; Anguilliformes; Anguillidae. The record is from RefSeq and is a predicted model, not a curated record. Gene Ontology annotation, biological process: regulation of transcription by RNA polymerase II. Gene Ontology annotation, molecular function: RNA polymerase II cis-regulatory region sequence-specific DNA binding; protein binding; DNA-binding transcription factor activity, RNA polymerase II-specific.